AAUUAGUGUUUUGUGGGCUUUUGAAUGCAAAGCCGGAUAUCUGUUACGUGUCCAGGCUUGAGAAACGGAAUGGGCGAUCAGAGAAACGGCGGCUAUGGUGGCGACAGCAGCAGCGGUGAGGAGGACGGUGACGCCCAAUGGAGAGCCGCCAUCGACUCUGUCACUACCACGUCUGUGUUUCUCUCGUCGUUAACUAAUGGUCUUCCUGCUACUUCUACAACCACUGCUUCAAACUCGGACGAUGACUCCGAGCUUAAUCUCGGUCCUCAACCGCCCAAGCAAUAUCAAAUCAAGGCACAGAAGAUGUUGGAGAAUAUUUUGGAAACUACUCUGGAGGUGGUAGAACAUUCCACAGCUAUUCCUUGUGAUGAUUCCAAAACCAGUGAAGGUGGAAUUCGCUUGUUUAAAAAUGCUCCCGUUGGAGUUGUGUUUGAUCACAUCGAUGAGCUUCAACGCCCCACAAAGAAACCAAAAAUUCUUCCAGGGAAGGAAAUCAACGAGAAAUCAAAGAAGUUCAAACAGCGUAUCCAAUCCAUGGCCAUUGAAGGAAAAGAUAUAAUCGCUGCUGGAAACCGUGCGCGCGAGAAGUCAAUUGCUAGGCUUGAAGCGAAGGAAGCCGCAGCCAAAGCAGCUGCUAAAGGAGAGGAAGAAAGGGUAGCAGAACUGAAAAAGGUAAGAGGAGAGAAAUGGUUGCCAUCAAUUGCUAGGGAAAUGAAGUUACAAGCUCAACGUUGAUGUAUGGGGGUUCAGAUGGCAAAUUAUUCUGGAGAUGAUGUUUUAUAUGAAUGCAUCAGCUCAUGUUCAGUUCAGAGAAUUAAGGUUUGUUUUCUUGCCCAUAAAAUUACCUUAAAAAUUUUGAACCUCUUCCUCUUGCAUAUGAUUUUCUAAUCAUUUUUCGUCUAUUGCAUGCUCCAUUUUGGCUUAAAAUUAUUUUCCAUCGGUACCAA
Messenger RNA from Cucurbita pepo subsp. pepo (vegetable marrow), 947 nucleotides. RefSeq lists its product as uncharacterized. The record is from RefSeq and is a predicted model, not a curated record. Lineage: Eukaryota; Viridiplantae; Streptophyta; Magnoliopsida; Cucurbitales; Cucurbitaceae.